UAUUGGUGUAUUCUGGAGCAUGGUCUGAAGCAGCUGUUUCUGUUCAUCGUUUAAUAGAGAUCUAGCACCGUGUACUAUAUCUGUCUUCCUCUGGAGGAGUCUACACUUCCAUUCACCCCCCUCACUACAUUGAGAUCCUAGUCUUGGUAUUUUUGAGUAAAGAACAAGAAAAAAAGCAAGGGAUUCAUCCUCAGGCGCAAGGGGAACAUCUGAUAGUCUGUUUCUGCAAAGAGAUCAAGAUAUCUUUUGUCAGAGAUAAAAGAAAUCUGCCAUCAAGAACAUCAGGAAGUUUGCAGUUCGCCCAGGUUGAAGGACACCAACUCUGCAGCAAGAAAAAGGUCUGAUUCCUUCAAAUUAACCUUAAGUGAGACAUUCAUUUUUAACCUCCCCUAGAGGUACCAAAAGUAAGACAUAUAUGUCAAUCUGAGGAUCACAGAGCCUUUGAAGAAAAAAAAUUAGAGGAAAACGCAAACCAGGGUUAAUCCUCAUUUCACAGGCUUCUGCCAGCAUAUCAUCCUAUAAUCAAGACUUCAGGCGUAAAACGAGCCUGUCCUCCUUACACAAAGUAGACAUCUAAAUCAGGACAUCUGCACUUCAAGAAACGUUGAUUUCCAGGUAAUUCCAGGCAACUCCUGAUCUUUGUACUUCAGCAAGACAUCACAGAGGUAAGAGCAGACCUCCCGCAAUCGCCUAUGGCAGACUGGAGCUUGCUGGGAAAUUUCCUGGAAGAGGUGCAGGAGCACUCGACUUCAGUGGGCAAAGUGUGGCUCACUAUCCUCUUCAUAUUCCGCAUCCUGGUGCUGGGCACUGCAGCAGAGUCAUCGUGGGGUGACGAGCAGGAGGACUUCACAUGCGACACAGAACAGCCAGGUUGCGAGAACGUUUGCUAUGACCGUGCCUUCCCCAUCGCCCAUAUACGCUUCUGGGUGCUACAGAUUGUCUUUGUAUCUACACCUUCACUUAUCUAUAUGGGACAUGCCAUGCACACUGUACGAAGGGAGGAGAAGAAAAGGCAGAAGGAUCAGGAAGCUCAGGUAGCUGAUAGUGGAGGAGGAGGUGGAGGUGGUGGUGGCGGUGGUGGAGGUAGUGCAGAGAAGUACCCAGAGGAAGAAAGGGAUUGUGGAAAGGAGGAAGCCAGAAUGGGAAAAGUGCAUCUGAGGGGUGCGCUGCUACAGACCUACGUCCUGAGUAUCAUGAUCCGCAGCCUGAUGGAAGUGAUCUUUAUCGUAGUUCAGUAUGUUAUAUACGGAAUCUUCCUUGAUGCACUGUACCUGUGCAAGGGGCCUCCUUGCCCACAUACAGUCAACUGUUACAUCUCAAGACCCACUGAAAAGAAUGUCUUCAUUGUGUUCAUGCUUGUAGUGGCUGGUGUGUCUCUGGUUUUGAGUAUUCUUGAGCUUUACCACUUAGCGUGGAAGCAGUGUCAAAGAUGUGUCAAAGACCAUCAGGCCAAAAAAUAUCAAAGAUCCAAUACAACACUGGCUAUAACCUCUGCUUCUCCAGAACCUUCCACACCAAACAGAGCUUGUACCCCACCACCCGAUUUCCAUGAGUGCCUAGCAGCAUCUACUCCACCUUCACACAUAUUCCAAACAAAAACGCACACACACUCUCACACGCAUCCGUGCUGUCCACCAUUUACCAACCAACUGGCAUACCAGCAGAAUUCUGCCAACAUUGCAACAGAACGUCACCGGGAUCAUGACAGUAUAGGUCCUGAAGACUUUCUUAAGAUGAGCUUCACACAGGAAUCCACAAAUACGCCCAAUUUGUGUGUUCCACCCACGCUGCUAAGCAAUGGAUUCUUGAGUGACAAACGACGGUUCAGCAAGAGCAGUGGAACUAGCAGUAGAGUGAGACCCGACGAUCUGUCGGUAUAGCCUUGUGCCCAUAAAGUGACGCUAUAAAUUAGUAGUAGGUUUUAUAGAUUAUGUUCACCACAGGUCUGUAUUAUAGCACUGGCCAAGGAAUAGUAAUAACAACUCAUUCAUGUUCAGUUACCUCUUUAUUCUAGCAAGGCACACUUGCUAGAAUAAAGCAAGUAGAUUCACAGCCUAACCCAGGAACAUUGGUCACACCUUGAAUAGGAUAGUGAUGCUAGUCCUUCACAGGUUACCAUGCACAUGUAUGCGUUCACACCUAAAGGAGGACUUGGAGGAAGUCUAUGCACUAAAAUCAUGCUCAGAGUCAAACCAAUUACCCCAGAGGCAGCAGCUCAAGCUGCUCUUCCACUAUGUUGCCCUGGGACCCUUAACUGUGAAAAGAUAAAGAGGUGCAUAUUUCACUGGAUCCAGGUCACUGCAAAGCUUAAAACAAGGGAGGUUGUUACAGGCAUUGUUACAGGUUUUAACUGCAUACAUUUAGCAGCUAUCAUAAACAUUCAAAAUGCAUUUGCCUUAUUUUACAUUAUUCUAGAUUAAAACGAGGGUUCAUACGGCUCAUCCAGAUGAGGUUUGUUGAUUGGUAGAGCCUCCUCAUAUUUCUUUAUGUAAGCACUAUCAUCAGUAAAUCUUAAUACCUUUGUUUCCAUAUGUAAAUAAUACUGCAUGAAAAGGGGAUUGCUUUUUUUCAUUUAUUUAUUCAUUUUUUAAAAUUCCUAUAAAUCUGUUUUUAAGCAGGUAUAACAGCUCAAAUGUCUGUUUUAGGCAGGAACAUGGAAACACUAAAACGUGCAAUUCCAGGCUUUGGAAAAGAAACAAAGGCUUUCAAACAAAGAUUCAUGUCAGCCACUAGAUGGCAACAAAUUUUAGUCCAUUUUCCCCAGUGUUGCUCAACCCUGAGUGUAAAAUAACCCACAUUUAUCCAAAUUCCCCUGCAGUGCUGAAAGGUCAUGUAUGCUCAACCGUCCAAUGAAGCUCAGACGUUCUGGGAUUUCUUGUCCAGGCAAAACAGAAACUGAUGCUUAUGUUUCUGCAGCUGCUAAAUAAUCAUACCAUGUCCUAAAAUUAGGCCUGUAUGACAUUUGUUCCUUACACUGGGUAAUUAUAGAAGUACAGAGCUGGUUCUUGGGAGCAGCACAGUGGGAAUGUCACAAACCGAUAUGUUUAGUACGCAUGUGCGAACUGGUGUGUAGUGUGCAAAAGGAAUAGGAUUACAGGUUAGGUAGCAAUACUGAAAUAGGGCUUCAGCCAUUAGGUUUUAUUAUAUAAAAAAAAAGGUCUUACUCAACAGUGAAUAAUAAUCAAGGUUCAUGAUGAAACCAGCUGUAUGUUAAGGUUAUUCAGGUGUCUAAGUAAUAUAUAAAAGGAAAAGACAUUUAACAGCGAGGGUGGAAAAACGAUUUCUAAUAGCUGAGAAGUCUCCUUAGAAAUAUUCCAUGCUCUGCCAAAAAUGGGCUUCAAAAAACAGGUCAUGCAAACGUCCAUUUCCAAAAAUUGAUAUUUCUGCAUGGCACUGUGCAGUCCAUAGCCAGUACCUCAAGGCUCUGUACACUCUAGUACUGAAAAGACAUUUACAUUCAUCAAACUUCAUCUCUGUAACGGUUGUGAGUUCAUUUUGUAAUAAUGUGCAUUUCAUUUAACAAAUUUUAAUAUGGAAUAAAUUAUUUGGUCAAAAAGUUAAUCCAACAUUGUGCCUUGACGUCAAGUCUGAAUUUGUCAGGACCUGAAUUUGUUAGUAGGCAUUGACUGCAUAUUUUAUUUCGUGCAUCCUAUAUCCCUCCAGCAGGGGGUACUGUAAGACCAUUCACAUUCAUAAAAGAAGGACACUGUACUGCCUGACACUUUAUACCAAACAAUAUAUUUUAUUUGUCUUCCAACACCACAGCCCAGCCUUAGGAAGUGGUUCAGUACCAAAUUCAAUGGAGUUACACAUGACAAGCAUCAACACAGGAGGGCUGGGGACAUGGGGACAACUUAUUAGCUUUUUCUGUUGUUUUUCCAUUAUUUGUUUUCUACAAAAAAAAAAGGAAAAGAAAAAGAAAGAAAAAAAAAAGUAUUCCACCCAAUCAGUAAUCCAGCGCUGCACUGUGUUGCUGUCAUAUGCGGCUAAAACGAUUCAAUUUAACCAUUCCCCUUCAGCAUCUUCCCAAGUAUCUGGCAUUGCGGUCUUUGAGACUCCGUGGCUCUGGCAAUUGAUGUAACUGAUACUGAGUGCAUCUUCCAAGGAUCUGAAGUGCCACGUUCCAGCUUACAAACAAUUCCAGAAAAUAAACCAGAACCACGCAGACAGCAAACAUCAAAUUACUGUUUCUACAGCCUGUUGUCAAAGUGUUUUUCUCUACAAUAAAAAAAGAGCAAAGGAAAAAACCA
Molecule: messenger RNA, 4250 nt
Organism: Tachysurus vachellii
Lineage: Eukaryota; Metazoa; Chordata; Actinopteri; Siluriformes; Bagridae
Gene: gja5b
Product: gap junction protein, alpha 5b
Exons: 2
Coding region: 693-1880 (395 amino acids)
Biological process (GO): cell communication
Cellular component (GO): connexin complex
Source: RefSeq, a predicted model, not a curated record